UGAGAGAAGCCGGGACGUCUGGCGAUUCGCCGGCAAAGUUGGUGGCUGAAGCAUUCGAUGCUCGGAAUCUCUGAAGUGUAGGGGGAGAAACGGAGGAAAACGAAUCGAACAUCGACGUUCGCGCCGUUUUUGUGUUUUGUGAUCAUCAUCAUACCCUCUCAGUCCAAUUGUUUUUCAUUAUUUCUUCUCUGUCGGGAUUGUACGCUGUAAAAAAAAUGAUGCCAAGAAGAUGGGUACCUAAAAAGACGAGAUGAAGUUUUAGUGUCUAUAAGUGUUUAUCCGAGACAGUGUGUUUGUUUUGUGUUUUUUUUUCCUUCACUCACAUCGUACAGGGCAUUAAUUUUAUGUUUAUAAAGUGUUGUGUGUGAGGACCAUGCCGCACGGGGGCGAACCCAGAGCCGGAGAGGACCUGUUCCCAUCGGAUGAAAUAAAAGUGUUUAAAGAAGAAGGAGAUGAGGAUGAGCAUCAGUCCUCCGAAAAUUUGACAGAAGUGAAAACUAGUCUUGUGACUGAAGGGGAAGAGGAGAAGAGUUCUAAUGUUCCUGGCCCGAGUGAAUAUGGGUCGCCUCCUAAAAAUUCUUCAGAUGUCUGCAGGCCAGACAGUGCUUCACAUACUGGGAAAAGCUUCGAUCACAUACCACCCCAUUCAGCAGGUCCUAUUCCAUACCUGGUAUCCUCCUAUCAUCCACAUAAUGGAUCUCUGGGACCCAUGCCCAUGGCGGGCAAGGUGCCAAUGGUCCCUCCGCAUUCCGGUUCGCCUUUGCCGUUUAUGGUGAAUAUUCACGGUGAACCAUUUCCCCCUCAACCACCACCAGCUCAUAUGGGAAUUCCUCCUGUAACGAUAGAUCCAAAAACUGGCAUACCAAGCCGGACGAUGUACAUAGGUCCGCCGGCACAAUAUCCGCCUGUUUUCACACCAGAUUUUACUCAUCAAAUUCAGUGGCACCCGCCCUCUCUUUACCCGACGACUUCGGCCGGUUUCCGAAGCGCCUAUUCAUCUGCCUUGCCUGUCACGUCUGCGAAUCUUCCAAGGUUCAGUCCGCCAACGAUACUGACGCACUAUCCGGGUAUCUCUCAUCCUGCCCUUAUUACAUCUGGACCAAAACAGGAGUUAUCUUUACAUCACACCAACCACAGGUAUCCACUGAGCUUGCCAGAAUACUCUGAACAAAAAUACAGUCCCAAGUCUUUAGUGCCAACUAGUACUCAUAAUAACAACAAUAAUGACAUGACCAAUAAUAAUGGAGAGAGAAAAACGCACAUUAAAAAACCCCUUAAUGCUUUCAUGCUUUACAUGAAAGAAAUGCGAGCCAAAGUCGUGGCGGAGUGUACCUUGAAGGAAAGUGCAGCUAUCAACCAAAUACUCGGCCGAAAGUGGCACGGCCUGUCACGUGAUGAACAGGCAAAGUAUUAUGAAAUGGCUCGAAAGGAACGCCAGCUUCAUAUGCAAAAGUACCCUGGCUGGAGUGCGCGUGAUAACUACGCUCUCCAAGUCAAGAAAAAGAAACGAAAAAGGGAUAGAACUCAAGAUGGAGACGGCAACAACCUCAAGAAGUGCAGAGCCAGGUUUGGUCUAGACCAACAGAACAGUUGGUGUAAACCUUGCAGGCGAAAAAAGAAGUGCAUUCGUUACCUGGACGGUGCUGAUAACUCUUUAGAGAGUGAGGACAAUUUGGGUAGUGCCGGAAGUGUCGAGGCACCCACACCCGAUUCCAAUAAGACUGAAGAUACUGACAGUCAAGAUUUGGACACUAUUCAAAACAAUAAUUCUCCUCUCAGUCCGUGUACUGAUGAAAUGGACACCAAACCUAGACUCGACAGCAACGGAAUGCUGCGACCGCAGAGUCCUCUUCAACAGCAUUUGUAUCACCAUCCUUACAGUGUACGUCAGCUCAUUCAGCCUCAUCAUUUUGACAGUCAUCAUCAUCAUCAUCACCGCGCCUCACCUAUGAAGACUUCUUUGAUUACUAGGACGGACCCUAUGUCUAGGUUUCAGAGUCCUUCUGAAGUGUCCACAGCCAGUCAGCAGCCACCUCCACCACCAAUGCUCACCGUUACGUAGAAGCAGGUGGAGGACACAAACUUUAAUGGAACAGGCAUUUAAUAGUUACUUCAUUAAAUGAUGUGUGGUGUGCAUUUAGUUUGAUUAUCAAGUAAUGGAUUUAUUGUAUAAAAUAUUUAUCUAAAGGAAAAAUAAUAGCUGUUCAAAAAUGUGUUCUUUCACAGUUCAAUUAAAAAUGAUUUUGUAAGAUAUACUAGUAAUAUUUUUUUUUAAAUGAAAAAUAUAUAUAGUUGAUUUAUUUGUGUAUCUUUCAAAUGACUAGUUUUAUUAUUGAUCAUAUUGGUUAUGAAGCAUAAAUGAUUUAAUUUAUUAUAUUUAUAAUGAAAUGUAAGAAAUGCUCAAAUAUAUGGUUUAAAAACUUAUCUUGUUUCAUGUUUGAGCUGCAUUUGCAUUAAAAAUUAUUAUUAAUUGUUUAAAUUAAUUCUUUUUAUUUCAAAACAAUUAUUUUUAAUAAAAAUGUAAAGACGUAAAGGUGAGAAAGCUGUAAAGAAUAUGACAAUUAAUCUUGUUUGUAUUUAUUGUAGUUUAUUGCAUUUCUUUUUAAGCUGUUUUCUAAUUAUUGUUGAAAUUUUGUUUUAUCAAAUUUUUUUUCUUUGGUUUUGUGCUUUUUUGCAUUUUACUACUUUAACAAUUUUACGCCUCAAUUUUGUUCUUUUAAACAAUGUAAAUUUUAUGCUAAUAAACUGUUUUAGUAUUUCUGCUAGAGAAAUAACAUUUAUGGUUCAUUUCCAUCUAUUUAAAAUAUUUUGUUCAAGUGAUGAAUUUUAUAUUAAGGCCAAUGAGUGCUAUAUUUUUUUUUUUUUUUAAACAAACAUUGUCUGUGGCAAAGAUUUUAAUCAUAAAAUAUCGAAAUUAUGUUUGAGUUCCUUUUUUAUUGAGUGAUUUUGCAGUGUAUAAUUUCAUGUAUAUAUUUAUCGUAUUGUUGUGUAGUUAUAAAUUUUUUUAACAUUGUGUAAUGGUACCAGUUUUUUGACAAUCAAGUUUCCAUUUCUUUGCAUCUUUUUUAUGCCCGAAUAGUUAUUAAAAUUCAGUGUUCGGUUUCCCGUUUUAGAUUUCCUCGACCGUUCAAAAUUCCGAAACAUUUGGAAUUUUAGAUUAAUUCAAAAUCUUGAAUUAAUUCAGUCAGUUGUAAAUUUUCAGUUCUGCCCAUUUUAUUUAGAGUGUACCUCUUAAUCCGUGGAAAUUUGAUUGUCAAAACUUUAAAACCAAUUUUGAAUAACUAUUUACUUUUCUUUUUUGGAAUUUUGAAUGGCCGACGAGACGAUUUAUUUGGGAAAAUUCGAACGACUGAAUUUUAUGAACUGUUCGGGCAGUUUUUUAUAAACGCUAUUUAAUUGAAUAGUAAAACAUGAUUUUUAACUGCCACGUCUUUCAUUUGAGACGAAACUAGUUACAUUUUUGCAUUAUCAAUUCAUUCAAAAUCAUCAUUAAUAGGAUGACCUAAAAAUAUGGCAUAAUAGGGUAAUUAUUUGUUUUAUUUAUAAAAUUAUUCUUUUCUUCCAUAAAAUUUUGUCUGAUUAUUUAAAGUUUUAAAUAUAGAUAUAUAUCUUUUGUGUUAAUAAAACCAGUGAAGACUUCACUUAUUAAGACUGAAUAAUCAAUCCAGUUAAAUAAUUUUAAAUACUUUUUAAUCGUAAAGGUUGUUAUAUUCUUAGACUAUGCAUACAAUUGCUAAUCAUUCUUUAUAUUUUAUCUCCUUUGUGUGUCAUUUUUAGCUCAUGAAUUUAUGUUUUAUGCCUAUAUUGUAUUAUUAAGACUCAUAUAUAUACUUCCAUUUGCUGUGAUAUAAGUACUACAUUGCAAUGUAAACAUCAUAUUGUAAUUUCAGACAUAAAAUAUUAGUACUCUUUAGAGCAUAGAAGUUUAUGGAUACCUACACUAUUUUAAAUAAGUAUUAAAAUGAGUUCUAAUCCAUUAUAUUGAAGCUAUUUUAAAAUACUGGUAUUUAUGCAUGCUUACUGUUUUUUAGAUAUUAAAAUCACUUCUAAAUCAUUAUAAUGUGGUUUAAAAUGCUUACUCUCAUUCAUAAAUAACCAUUUUUAGUUACUGAAACUAUAAUAUUAUAAUUUCAAAUUCUGACUUGUUUGAAACUAGUAAAAAUGUUUUUUAGAAAUUCUGACUUAUAUACAUGUUUAUGCAAUUUUAGUUAUUGAAAUCCUUACAUUAUGAUUUCAAACAAUAAUAUGAAUGCUAUUUCAAACCAUUAUAUUGUAGUUUCAAAUCCAGAUAAUUCGAAACUAAUGCACGAGCUAUUUUUAAAUACUGGUAUUUAUGCAUACUUACUAUUUUUUAGAUAUUAAAAUUACUUCUAAAUCAUUAUAGUGUGGUUUCAAAUUCAAAUAAUUAUACAUUUGUCUGAGUACUAUUUUAAAAUGCCCGCUUUCAUUCUUAAUGAACCAUUUUUUAGUUAUUGAAACUAUUAUAUUGUAAUCUCAAAUUAUAAUGACUUGAAAUGAGUAAAAAUAUUAUUUUAAAAUUCUGAUGAGUAUAUUUGCUUAAACAUUUUCAGAUAUUAAAAUCAUAUAAAAUCAUUACAUCAUAAUUUCAAACAAUAAUAUAAGUGCUAUUUCAAAAAUACAUGCAUACCCACUUUACUAAAACCAUUUCUUUUUUUUUUUUUUUUUUACAAUUUUAGACAAUAAUAAGAGGGUUUUUUUAGAAAAUGCAUUAUACUCACAUCAUCAGUUAUUUAAACAUGGCCCUGUCAUACAUGAAUGCGUUGAAUUUUUUGACCGUUUAUAACUCUUUUGAUAUAAAAUAAUUUGCACACAAUACAUUAAAAUUGUGUGAUUUAUUUUUAAUUAAAUACUGUUACCUAAGAUAAAUUAAAAUUUCACUCAAAUUUAAACGUUAGAAGUCUGUUCCGUGCAUUGCGAGAGGUUGAAAAAUGCUAUUGUAAAUAUUCAUUCUCAUUGGAACUGCUGCUGUGAACAAAGCAUUUCUAAUCAUCUUUAAAAGCAGAAUAUUGGAUGUAUGUAGAUUUGAACAUUAUUCUCUCUAUGUACCGAUUGAUCAAAUUUAUGGAUGGAUUCAAUUAUGAGUUCAAUUGUGCUUGUAAAAUUGUGUUGAGUGUGAUAAAGGCAAUGUUUUACUGAGAAAAUCAAAACUUUAUGCAUCUGUUUUAUUAUUAUUUUUUAAUAGAUUACCCAGUUUUUUUUAUAUAUAUUUUGUGCAAUAUUGAAACGCCUCGAGUCACGUUAUAAAUUUAAUACAGGUUAUAAUUUUUUUUUAUUGAAAAUGAUGCGAGUUAAAUAAGUAUUGAUAGGUCUUGAAGCUUUUUAAGAAAAUAAAUAUGGGUAGCUUAGUGAUUUUUAAUUGGGGGUCCCAUAUUAAAGUGUUUUUGAGUGAAAAUACAUCUACUUUAAGUAUUUAAUAUCUUUUAGAGAGCAAAGCAUUCGUCACAAUUUGCUUCCACUGCUCAUUUUUUUUAAAUGUAGUUUUGAUAUUUUGGGACCUAUGGUACUUUCAUUUUUAGUCCAUUUUAAUGAAACAUUCCAAAAGAAGUUCAGUCUUGUUUAAAUUUAAAAUGCAAUAAAAAGGAUUCGUAAAUUCCAUGCGACUAAUUACCAAGCUAAAGCAGUUAAUUCAUUAAAUUGAAAAAAAAAUUUUUUUGAAAGUAAUUUGAAAAUGGCUAAAUUUUAAAGCUUUGCUGUUGUAUAUCUACAAUAAGUAUGAAGGUUAAAAUGACUGGGGAGGAUAUUGUAUGAAUGUUUGUUUGAAAACAAAUUGAUUUUCAAAAUGUUGUAUUGUGCAGAAAAUAAAUUUUUUUUUGUUCCUUAAAUACGCGCACACGUCCACUCGUUCUUUUUCGUUUCUUUUCUUCCUUUUUUGUUUUGACAGUGCAAUUUUUCUUUCCCUUUUCUUAAAAAAAAAGUUUGUUAGUUUGAAUAAUUAUUUUGUUUGUUUGUCUGGUGUUUUCUGUCUGAUUUGAUUCAUUAUGAUUGAUUUCACUGGUUUCUUUUGCAAUUGUUGAUUUGAAUUAGUAUCUUUCUUUGAUGAAAGAUACAAUGUAAAAUACUGAUGUACAAAGCUUGAAAAUAUUGUAAAUGUUAAGAUAAUUCUUUGUAAAAUUGCCAAAUAAAGAUUGUACAAUUAUAAUACAUAAA
Parasteatoda tepidariorum (common house spider) is the source of this 6168-nucleotide messenger RNA. Its product is annotated as protein pangolin, isoforms A/H/I/S. The record is from RefSeq and is a predicted model, not a curated record. Gene Ontology annotation, biological process: canonical Wnt signaling pathway; regulation of transcription by RNA polymerase II. Gene Ontology annotation, cellular component: chromatin; beta-catenin-TCF complex. NCBI's taxonomy places the organism in Eukaryota, Metazoa, Arthropoda, Arachnida, Araneae, Theridiidae. Gene Ontology annotation, molecular function: RNA polymerase II cis-regulatory region sequence-specific DNA binding; DNA-binding transcription factor activity, RNA polymerase II-specific.